ACAGGAUAUAGAGGAGAAAUAAAGAAGGAGAGAAAGAAAGGAAAGAAGAAGAGGUGGAGAAAAGCGUGAGCUGCGCGCAGGGUUGGAGCCGUUAUUUGAUCGCUGAACAACAAAACCAUGCAAAGGAGGAUUUUUCAAACCGGUGAAAACUUCUCCUCACUCACCUAAAGCCUUCAGCUCUCACUCAGAAUUCACCUAAACUCCAGCAAAUUCGGAUUUUAACCGGAUUUCGCGGAUGCGUCGAGCGCACCGGACCUAUCCAGGGGUGUAGCCGUGGUGCUUCUCGUGCGUCUUUACGCCGGUAGAGGCUGUGUGUGUGAGCGUGUGUGUGACAGAGCUGGUGAAGGAUCAGCCGGAGUGGCCGACCAGUCAGAAGGAUGCUGGAGGGCAAUGCCUGCAGAAAGAGAGGAUGAGAUUUGUCGAAAGGCGCUGGAACUGCUCUCCGACCUGUGCUCCAAGGGAGAGGUGCAGGACGACAACUGCCUGGAUUUCAUUUACUACUUCAGGGACUUGGCCAGACCGCGUUACACGGACUCAGGUGGACGGGGAGGAAAGGGAGUACAGCGAAGAUGGCUGUGUGAAGGAGCCUUCCGGGCUCCCCUCGGCUGUGGCUGUCCCAGAGUCAGCCCUAAAGAUAAGCCACACCUCGCCUGACAUCCCACUGGAGACCCAGACCAAGGUGGAGAAAAACCAGGUCCACACUCUGGCCAGGGACAGGGUCCAGAGACAGAUUACUGAGCCUACCUCAUCUGUACGGCACAACUCCAUCCGUCGUCAGAUGAACUUGUCCAAUCCGGACUUCAACCCUGCUCAGUUCCAGCGUCAGGAGUCUCUGUCUGGUUUGGGCCGAAUCAAACCAGAACUCUACAAGCAGCGCUCUGUGGACGCAGAAGAUGCUCGUCGCACCGAUAGCUGCGGGCGUCUCCACUUUGUCCUGAAGUUUGACUUUGACCUUGAGCAGCUGAUUGUGAAGAUCCACAAAGCCCAGGACCUUCCUGCCAAGGACUUCUCAGGGACCUCCGAUCCUUAUGUCAAGAUCUACCUGCUACCUGACCGCAAAACCAAGCACCAGACCAAGGUGCACCGCAAGACACUCAACCCUGUGUUUGAUGAGGUGUUCCUCUUCCCUGUGGCGUACACCGAGCUGUCGAGCCGUAAGCUACACUUCAGUGUCUAUGACUUUGACAGGUUCUCUCGCCAUGAUUUGAUUGGCCAAGUGGUGGUGGACAACUUCUUGGAUCUUGCCGACUUUCCUCGGGAGACUAAACUGUGCCGGGACAUACAAUAUGUGACCUCGGACAAUGUGGACCUGGGAGAGCUGAUGUUCUCGUUGUGCUAUCUCCCCACGGCUGGCAGGCUCACCAUCACCAUGAUCAAAGCCAGAAAUCUCAAAGCCAUGGACAUCACUGGAGCCUCAGAUCCGUAUGUGAAAGUGUCCCUGAUGUGCGAUGGCCGGAGGCUAAAGAAGAGGAAGACGUCAACCAAGCGUAACACUCUGAACCCGGUGUACAACGAAGCCAUCGUGUUCGAUGUUCCUCCUGAGAACAUCGACCAGAUCAGCCUGCUCAUAGCUGUCAUGGACUAUGAUCGGGUCGGACAUAACGAAGUGAUCGGGGUGUGCAGGGUGGGCAAUGAGGCAGAGAGUCUGGGGCGAGACCACUGGAGUGAGAUGCUGACAUACCCACGGAAACCCAUUGCACACUGGCACCCUCUCAUAGAGUGGGUCGGACAAGGAGCAGUCGGCAGUGGAAGCCAAGGAGGAUCCACCAAUUCCCUGAAGACACCUCCAUCGCCAUAGCCACACACGCACACAGACACACACACACACACAAAACACACACACACACACUCACACUCAUGCACAGAGCCUCAGGGUGGUAGAAUGAUGGAUGAUGGACCUGCAGACUCAAAUGUUAAAACAUAGAGUACAAGGUGUAACUAACAAGCGACUGCAGUAGUAACAUCAGCUAAAAGCCAUCACACACACACACACACACUGGUGUGUCAAUAGAUUGAACAAGGCUUUAGUGUGCUAAAGCUGCCACAAAGGCUAAUCCACACCUUUUACUUCCUCUGUCUUCACAACCAAAAAAACACUUAACUACAUUCCAACUGAACUACUACAGUACUUUCAUUAGUUAUUUUAUAUUAACAGGUUGUACUAACAGGCUGAGAGGUUGAGGUUAUCUAACAGGCCAAGCUUUUUUUUGUUUGUUUGUUUAUUUUAGCAAAUUACAGUUUGUGGACCACUAAAAUCAUAAGUUUUUAGUUCAAUGUGUGAAGCUGUGACUUGUAAUUGAUGUGAGUGAUCAGCUAUCAUAGAAAAAGUAUUAGUUAGACAGGUGAGGUUACAAACAGAGAGGGCAUUUCAGAUCAAAGUCUCUGCUCUUUUGAACACUUGUAUGACUGUCAGACAUUCAAACUGCAUUGGCUGAGCAUUGCCUGAACUCUGUGGCAGCCACAGCAGAACUAAGCAUAACAGAUUUUCUAAUUGUAAACCUUAGUUUUACUUCGAUGGGCAACUUUCUCACAGAAAACUUCCUGGCAAGAUGUAACCUGAAGAGGAUUUGCUCCAAGAAUGUGUAAAGCAGCUAACAGAUGACACAUAAAGUGAUUUAUUUAUUGCAUGUUAAAUUGUCAUACUUUGUUAACAGGGUGUGGUCAAAAUACAGAAAACGCUGAUCAGUCUCCAACGUAGUGUCAUUACUAAUUGUAUUACUGGUUUGUUACAAUGUGAGCAAUAUAUUUGCAGGGAUGGAAAGAUGCUGGAAAAUAGUAAAAGUACUGUUACUUUAAAGACAUUUUACUUAAGUAAAAGUAAAAUUAUUGUGUAAAAAUAGUGACAACCGCAGAUUAUCAGUUAAAGUAAAGAACUUCCUUCCUCAGUUUAGUCUUACUAGAUUUAACCAUAAAAGAGAAAUAAACUCAAACACCAAUCAUACACAAUACAUAGACUGUGGACUCCACUGUGGACACUUCUUAUUGAAUUAGCAGCAGAAUAAAGGAUAACUAACAGGGUGUGAACUACAGGGGCUAUUAAGACAUGAUAAUAAGACACGAUUUAUGAAAUUUGGGGGGUCUCUAAAAUAUUGACAAUGUGCCAUUUUUGCUCUGCAUUUCUCUUCUUGUGUAUCUUUAUGAUCAUGGAUUGUGUGUAAAAUUAGGCUAUUUCUGAUGUAUGUUUGUGAUUAUUAUAUUUCAAAUGUGCUGACAUAAAGCAAGUAGGGCUACAUAAUUGUACCCCCCCUGAAGAGACCCAGAAACAACCAGUCUUCUUAUGCUGCUGGUCUACCUGGCACCAAGUUGUAUGUGUUUUAGUUUAGGCAAUUUGAAUAAACACAGUGUUUGGAAUAUGUACCAUGUUAACACAAAAUAAGCUAAAAUAACUCAUAAUAAUUAAGAUUUUAAAACAGUGCCCAUCUGCAGGACGAGGCCAAAAUAUGGUGGAUUUCUACUUAAAGCAGCCUUAGGUCUAGCAAGCAUUUGCCUAUUUACACAUCCAGCAGACACGGAGCAGGAGCAUUCAUCUGCAGUCGUGUUUCUGGCCAUCUGAUGAAUGAAAGUCUAGUAUUUGCUCUCUUUCUAGCUCUCUGUCUUUGGUCUUUGCCAAUUCUUAAGGGACGCCUCUUUAGUGGCUAAAUGCUCCACUCCACUGCAAAUAAAGUGGUUUAGAUAUUCUGGAUAAACCGUCGGCUCAUUAGUCUGACUGCUUGAUUUUUUGCAAUGUCGACAUGUUUCCAGAUCUCAGCAAGUAUUUUGGGGAAUACACUGUUAUCAUAUCACAUCAUUAAGACAUUUCCCCCCUGUCAGUAUUUCUGAUUCUGAUUCUGAUUCUGAUAACUAAUUUAAGUGAUGGACAAAACUAUAGGAAUGUUUUAUGUUUUAUGACCAACAUCAUUCUUAUCAAACUAGUGGGUAAAUACUAGGGAUUGACCAAUAUGUUAGUUUCAGGAGCGAUACAGAUAUUGAUUAGUAAGUUGUACUUACUCGAGUAUUUCCAUUUCCCCGUAUGUGGUACAGCAGCCUGCAGUGUCAAUAGGCUAUUACUUGUAAAGUGUCAGAUAUUGAGUGAGACUACAGACAGACAAACAGACAGACAGACAGGCUACAUCAGAAUGAAAGCAGCACAUUUUAAAAUUAAUUUAUUUUCAUGGAAUAAAAUAAAUAAUGAUUCCGAUAUUCUGAAAAAUGUUGAAUAUUGGACCAAUAAUUGGCCAGGCUGAUAAUAGUAAUAAGUACUGGUGCCUUUUUGAUGGGGGCUUGUCACUGUAAAAGGUUCCCAUUUAGAAAAAAGUCCAAUUAAUAAUACAGAUGAUCACUCAUUAGUGAUUACUGUUAGCUUUGCCAUGAAAUGAGUAUCUUGAUUGUUUCUAUACUGACACACUUGCAGCAGCCCUAUUGGACUUACAUGUUUUUUUUCCUUCAAUUUUAGACCACACCCUGUGGUUGUUUUAAUAAGCCAGUGUUUUUUGAAAUUCAAAUUAAUACCAGUAUUGUUUAUGUCUUUGUAUUGGACACUGUCACAAAUAACAAUUUCUUCUGUGUUUGUAGGUACAAUGCAUGCAUCAUUUUUCUGUGAGUCAUUUUUA
Messenger RNA from Morone saxatilis (striped sea-bass), 4589 nucleotides. It is a transcript of the gene syt9b, whose product is annotated as synaptotagmin IXb. The record is from RefSeq and is a predicted model, not a curated record. Gene Ontology annotation, biological process: calcium-ion regulated exocytosis; regulation of calcium ion-dependent exocytosis; cellular response to calcium ion. Lineage: Eukaryota; Metazoa; Chordata; Actinopteri; Moronidae. Gene Ontology annotation, molecular function: phosphatidylserine binding; clathrin binding; SNARE binding. Gene Ontology annotation, cellular component: membrane; dense core granule.